UCACAGCGAUCCAGUGUCAUUAAUAGCGCGGAAGUCGUACAAGCAGCAGCAUCGGCCUAAACUUGUAAGCAACAUGAGACAAUUGGCGAGCGUCGUGUUUGCACUUCUAUGCGUUCUGUGUUGUAUUGCGUCUUGUCUUGCUGUCACGUUCACGGAUUGCGGUUCAACAUUGGGAGGUUUUACGGAAGUAUCGGUCUCGGAAUGUCAUCCGUCUGACGUAAAAUGCACUUUAGUACGCGGUUUUAACGCGUCAAUAUCUAUCAAAUUCACGCCAAACCAGGACAUCGAGCAUGUCAACGUACUUGUAUAUGGCAUAUUGUUUGGCGUUCCAGUACCUUUUCCUUUCGACAAACCUGACGUAUGUCAGGACCCUAAUGAUGGAAUCAAGUGUCCUCUGAAAAAGAAUCAAGAGUAUCAAUAUACAACCUCAUUGUUCGUGCAGAAAACAUACCCUGCGGUGAACGUGAAUAUAAAGUGGGAGUUCGUGAACGAGAAUAAAGAGAAAAUAAUAUGUGUAGAGUUUCCAGCCAAACUUAAAUAAUUCAAAGGACACUGUAUUUAAAAAAUGAAAGAAAUUUACUUUACUAAAAGCAAGUUUAUGACGAGUUCGGAAUAAAAUAUUUUGAUAUGAUAUUAUUUAAACUUAAGUAUUAUGCCUAUAAGGAAAAUAAAUAAUGGCAAAAUGAAAAGGA
This is a messenger RNA of Nylanderia fulva, 692 nucleotides long. Its product is annotated as NPC intracellular cholesterol transporter 2 homolog a. Gene Ontology annotation, molecular function: sterol binding. Gene Ontology annotation, biological process: intracellular cholesterol transport. NCBI's taxonomy places the organism in Eukaryota, Metazoa, Arthropoda, Insecta, Hymenoptera, Formicidae. The record is from RefSeq and is a predicted model, not a curated record.